Molecule: messenger RNA, 565 nt
Organism: Drosophila ananassae
Lineage: Eukaryota; Metazoa; Arthropoda; Insecta; Diptera; Drosophilidae
Product: putative peptidyl-tRNA hydrolase PTRHD1
Exons: 2
Coding region: 101-460 (119 amino acids)
Molecular function (GO): peptidyl-tRNA hydrolase activity
Source: RefSeq, a predicted model, not a curated record
AGUAUACGAUAUUUGCCGUCAACAUCAACCAUCCCUAAUGUAAAUAAGAAACGUGUUGGAAUUGAGUGGACGUUUUAGUAAAUAAAUUAUUUCUGUAAAUAUGAGCAAUAUUGUUCAAUAUAUUGUGGUACGGAGCGACUUACGAUCUGCACUCAAUUGGCCAAUGGGGGCAGUAAUUGCGCAAUGCUGCCAUGCAGCAACUGCUGUGAUGCAUUUGAAUGCCGGCGACUCCGACACCGUGGAGUACCUGAACGACCUGGACAACAUGCAUAAAGUGGUUCUGGAGGCCAAAGAUGAGGCGGCUCUGGUCAAGCUAAGCGAAAAAUUGAAGGAAAACGAGAUCAAGCACAAAUUGUGGAUUGAGCAGCCGGAAAAUAUUCCCACCUGCAUUGCCUUGAAGCCCUAUGUAAAGGACACAGUUCACAAAUAUGUGAAGAACUUCAAACUCCUGAAGGCGUAGUAUGAUACGAGGAUAACUAUCAAAUCAUGAAAAGCUGAAAGCGAUUAUCCGGGUUGGCUGUUUCAGCGAUGAAUAAAUGCCUAUGAAUAAAAAUAAUGCAAUGAA